AUGGCCGCGCAGCUCGUCCCGCUCCCAGAGGUCGAGCGGCUCAGCCCCCGCUGCAUCCGCAUCCUCGGCGGCAACCCGGGCAAGUUCACCCUGCAGGGCACAAACACCUAUCUCGUCGGCACGGGCCGCCGGCGGCUGCUCAUCGACACGGCCGAGGGCAAGCCGGCCUGGAUCGACGCCGUCCGGCGCACCCUCGCCGAGGAGGGCGCCUCCGUCUCCGCGGCGCUCAUCACCCACUGGCACCCGGACCACGUGGGCGGCAUCGGCGACCUGCUGGCGCUGUCGCCCGACACCAAGAUCUACAAGUGCCAGGCCGAUGCCGAUGCCGAUGCCGGCGCGGUCGCCGGCGCCGGAGGCAGCACCAUGGCCGACAUCGCCGACGGGCAGGUCUUUGAGGCCGAGGGCGCGUCGCUGACGGCCGUGCACACGCCGGGCCACACGGUCGACCACAUGGCCUUUGUCCUGCGCGAGGAGGACGCCAUGUUCACGGGCGACAACGUGCUGGGCCAGGGCACGGCCGUGUUCGAGGAGCUGGCCGUCUACCUCCGGAGCCUCGCGCGCAUGAAGCCGCUCUUCAAGGGCAGGGCCUACCCCGGCCACGGCCCCGUGCUGGAGGACGGCCCGGCCAAGAUCGCCGAGUACAUCCACCACCGCGCGCAGCGGGAGGAACAGGUGCUGGCCACGCUGCAGUCCCAAAGGGACGGCGAGGCCGGCGCCGAGGUUGCCAACGGGGGUACGUGGACCGCCAUAGAACUAGUCAGGGUGAUCUACCGGGACGUACGAGAAGAUCUACAUCCUGCGGCUGAAAGGGGGCUGCUUCAGAUACUCGACAAGCUCGAGAAGGAGGGCAGGGUGCAGAGGCUAGACGGCGGGAGGUGGAAGCUGAAGAGCACUUCAGCACUAUGA
This is a messenger RNA of Thyridium curvatum, 906 nucleotides long. RefSeq lists its product as uncharacterized. The coding region runs from base 1 to 906 and encodes 301 amino acids. The record is from RefSeq and is a predicted model, not a curated record. NCBI's taxonomy places the organism in Eukaryota, Fungi, Ascomycota, Sordariomycetes, Thyridiales, Thyridiaceae. Gene Ontology annotation, biological process: secondary metabolite biosynthetic process. The transcript has a single exon.